This is a messenger RNA of Rosa chinensis, 4342 nucleotides long. Its product is annotated as paladin. The coding region runs from base 378 to 4196 and encodes 1272 amino acids. NCBI's taxonomy places the organism in Eukaryota, Viridiplantae, Streptophyta, Magnoliopsida, Rosales, Rosaceae. The record is from RefSeq and is a predicted model, not a curated record. The transcript is spliced from 20 exons.
UUCACGUUAGAGUGUCAGCAGCAACAAGAACACCAACGAUUGAAACCCCACUUUCAACUUUGAACAAACAAACAACAUCUUCUAGUUUCAGUCAAGAGAGAGAGAGAGAGAGAAGAAUCCAUACACACCUUAUAAAGGGAAAGGCCAAGGCCAACCCAAAUUUACCAAAUUCUUAUCUCUCUCUGGGUUUCUUUCCUUCCCCCCUUUGCUUUAUUUUUCUGGGUUCUCUUCCUCAAUUCGAUUCCUAUCUUCUCCCAAUCAAAGUCCGAGUCUUGGGUCUUGAUACUCUCAUGUAAAGCUGCUUGCUUUACAGCCCUUUUGUUUGAGUGAAUCAGAGGUUAAAUGUGAUUGCGGAAUAAAGACUGAGUGAGUGAGCCAUGUCUAUUCCCAAGGAGCCGGACCAGGUAAUGAAGCAGAGGGGAGGCUCUGUUCUCGGAAAGAAGACCAUUCUCAAGAGUGACCACUUCCCUGGCUGCCAGAACAAACGCCUCUCCCCCCACAUUGACGGCGCUCCCAAUUACCGUCAGCUUGUGGAGAAUGACAUACCACCAAAUGUACAUUUUUUUCCGAAGCAGUUGCUUCUACAGGCUGAUAAGUUACGUGUUCAUGGUGUUGCGAUUCCCACAAUUGAUGGAAUCCAGAAUGUUCUUAAGCAUAUUGGAGCUCAGCAAAUUGAUGGCAAGCGAGCCCAAGUUCUUUGGAUUAACCUUCGCGAGGAACCGCUUGUUUACAUUAAUGGGCGCCCUUUUGUGCUGCGUGAUGUGGAAAGACCCUUCUCCAACCUUGAAUAUACGGGAAUUAACAGGGCUAGGGUUGAACAAAUGGAAGCCCGAUUGAAAGAAGAUAUCUUGGUUGAAGCUGCAAGAUAUGGAAAUAAGAUCCUUGUCACGGACGAAUUGCCAGAUGGCCAGAUGGUCGAUCAAUGGGAACCGGUGUCAUGUGAUUCUGUGAAGACACCACUAGAGGUUUACGAGGAAUUGCAACUCAUAGGAUACCGGGUUGAUUAUGAACGUGUUCCUGUAACUGAUGAAAAAUCACCUAAGGAGCUGGAUUUUGAUAUCCUGGUUCAUAAAAUUUCUCAAGCUGACAUAAAUGCAGAAAUAAUUUUUAAUUGUCAAAUGGGACGAGGGCGAACUACAACUGGGAUGGUCAUUGCUACUCUAAUAUACCUCAACCGUAUAGGAGCUUCUGGUAUUCCAAGAACGAACUCAAUCGGAAAAGUUUCUGACUCCAGUGUGAUUGUCGCUGAUAAUGUUCCAAACUCAGAAGAUGCGAUCCGAAGAGGAGAAUAUGCAGUUAUAAGAAGCUUGAUUCGGGUCCUAGAGGGUGGUGUUGAAGGGAAGAGACAAGUGGACAAAGUCAUCGACAAGUGUUCCUCUAUGCAGAACUUACGUGAAGCAAUUGCCAUUUAUCGCAAUAGUAUCCUGCGUCAACCAGAUGAGAUGAAAAGGGAGGCGUCACUUUCAUUUUUUGUGGAGUAUUUGGAACGAUAUUACUUUCUUAUAUGCUUUGCUGUGUACAUUCAUUCCCUCCGGUCUAGUUCCUCUGAUCAUUGCAGCUUUGCUGACUGGAUGAAAGCUCGACCAGAACUGUACAGCAUUAUUCGCAGGUUGCUGAGAAGAGAUCCAAUGGGUGCACUUGGAUAUGCAACGUUUAAUCCAUCACUGAAGAAGAUUGAUGAAUCUGCUGAUAACCGCCCUUCUGAGAUGGGUGUAGUUGCUGCCUUGAGAAAGGGUGAGGUCCUUGGUAGUCAAACUGUUCUGAAAAGUGACCACUGUCCCGGUUGUCAAAACCCAAAUUUACCCGAGCGCGUGGAUGGUGCUCCUAAUUUCCGAGAGGUCCCUGGAUUUCCAGUUUAUGGAGUUGCAAACCCAACAAUUGAUGGUAUUCGGUCAGUCAUCCAAAGGAUUGGUAGUUCCAAAGAUGGUUGCCCAAUUUUUUGGCACAAUAUGAGAGAAGAACCUGUUAUCUAUAUCAAUGGAAAACCAUUUGUACUCCGCGAGGUUGAAAGACCAUACAAAAAUAUGCUUGAGUACACGGGCAUUGAUCGUGAGAGAGUGGAGAGGAUGGAAGCUCGACUAAAAGAAGAUAUCCUGCGUGAAGCUGAACAUUAUAGGGGUGCUAUAAUGGUUAUUCAUGAAACAGAAGACGGACAAAUUUUUGAUGCUUGGGAACAUGUGGAUUCUGGGGCUAUUCAGACCCCACUUGAGGUUUUCAAAAGCUUGGAGAGAGAUGGUUUUCCCAUAAAGUAUGCUCGUGUACCCAUCACUGAUGGUAAAGCGCCGAAAAGUUCCGACUUUGACAAGUUGGCUAUGAAUAUUGCUUCUUCAUCAAAGGCCACUGCUUUUGUUUUCAAUUGCCAGAUGGGUCGAGGAAGGACAACCACAGGUACUGUAAUUGCUUGCCUUCUGAAACUUCGAAUUGACUAUGGGAGACCUAUCAAAAUCCUUGUUGACAAUAUCGCCGGUGAAGAGGUAGAUGGUGGUAGCUCAAGUGGUGAAGAAACAGGAGGUUCUGGUACUGCAUCAUCCUCCAAUAUUUCAAAUGUAAGAACUGACAAGGAGCAAGGCCGUGUGUUUGGCAUGAAUGACAUCCUUCUGUUGUGGAAAAUUACAAGAUUGUUCGAUAAUGGGGUUGAAUGCCGGGAAGCCUUAGAUGCUAUUAUUGAUAGAUGUUCUGCUCUACAGAACAUACGCCAAGCCGUUUUGCAAUAUAGAAGGGUAUUCAAUCAACAACAUGUUGAGCAAAGGGUAAGGAGGGUGGCAUUAAAUCGUGGUGCUGAGUACUUGGAGCGCUACUUCCGUUUAAUUGCUUUUGCAGCAUACUUAGGAAGUGAAGCAUUUGAUGGAUUUUGCGGGCAAGGAGAAUCUAGGAUGACAUUUAAGAAUUGGAUGCAUCAGAGACCGGAGGUUCAAGCAAUGAAAUGGAGCAUUAAAUUAAGACCUGGAAGAUUUUUAACUGUCCCUGAGGAAUUGAGAGCACCUCAAGAGUCCCAACAUGGAGAUGCUGUUAUGGAGGCUAUUAUCAAGGCCCGUAGUGGCUCUGUUCUGGGGAAAGGUUCGAUACUUAAAAUGUAUUUCUUUCCCGGUCAGAGGACUUCUAGCCACAUACAAAUUCAUGGUGCACCACAUGUUUACAAGGUGGACGGAUAUCCUGUGUAUAGCAUGGCUACGCCAACAAUUCCUGGUGCGAAAGAGAUGUUAGCGUAUUUAGGUGCCAAGCCCGAAGCAGAAGGAUCUGCUACUGCAAAAGUGGUUUUAACUGAUCUGAGAGAAGAAGCAGUUGUUUACAUUAAUGGCACACCAUUUGUGUUGCGGGAGCUACAUAAACCUGUUGAUACACUCAAACAUGUGGGAAUAACUGGCCCAGUGGUAGAACACAUGGAAGCACGAUUAAAAGAGGAUAUACUAUCCGAGGUCAGACGGUCUGGUGGCCGUAUGCUUUUACAUCGCGAGGAGUAUAACCCUUCAUUGAACCAAUCCAGUGUCAUAGGAUACUUGGAAAACAUCUUUGCAGAUGAUGUGAAGACUCCAGCUGAAGUAUAUGCUUCUUUGAAAGAUGAGGGUUACAAUAUUUCGUAUAGGAGAAUCCCAUUAACUAGAGAGAGAGAGGCUUUAGCUUCAGAUGUGGAUGCAAUCCAAUACUGCAUAAAUGACUCUGCAGGAUCAUACCUUUUUGUAUCACAUACGGGAUUUGGAGGAGUUGCAUAUGCAAUGGCCAUCACUUGUGUCAGAAUUGGUGCAGAAACAAAUUUUACAUUGAAGGAUCUACAACCAUUGGUUAGAACGAAUCGAUCGUAUACACCUGAAGAGGACUUGCCUUCUCGAGCUCCUGAUGAAGAAGUUCUGAGAAUGGGUGACUACCGUGACAUACUAAGCCUUACAAGGGUUCUUGUUUAUGGUCCCAAGAGCAAAGCAGACGUUGACAGUGUUAUUGAAAGGUGUGCAGGUGCAGGGCAUUUACGGGAUGAUAUCCUUUAUUAUAGUAAGGAACUUGAGAAGUUUCCUGAUGGUGAUGAUGAGCAACGAGCAUACCUCAUGGACAUGGGUAUUAAAGCUCUAAGGAGGUACUUCUUCCUCAUCACAUUUCGGUCCUACCUCUACUGCACUUCACCAGCUGAGAUAAAAUUUAAAUCAUGGAUGAAUGCGAGGCCUGAACUAGGACACUUGUGUAACAACCUUAGGCUUGAUAAGUAAAUCCACUAGAAAUCCUUGUAUUGCUUGUAUUUAUGUACAGUUGGCAAUGCUUUGCCUGUUAUAGUUUCCAUUAAUCCAAUAUCGGGUGUGAGUGCCUUUUGAUCCCUUCAGAUUUCAUCCGAGGGAUCACAUGCGGUUCAAUGAUA